This is a messenger RNA of Metschnikowia bicuspidata var. bicuspidata NRRL YB-4993, 1971 nucleotides long. RefSeq lists its product as uncharacterized. Gene Ontology annotation, molecular function: ATP binding; protein kinase activity. Gene Ontology annotation, biological process: protein phosphorylation. The transcript has a single exon. The annotation marks the transcript as partial. The record is from RefSeq and is a predicted model, not a curated record. NCBI's taxonomy places the organism in Eukaryota, Fungi, Ascomycota, Pichiomycetes, Serinales, Metschnikowiaceae.
AUGUUCAAAUCGGUGUUUAAGACAGGAAUAAGAGGCGCAUAUAAUGUCUCAGAUAAUGCGUCCUUUAGCACAGAACUCUGGGCGAUCUAUCCUGCAAAACAUAAGCAGACAGGGAAAAUAGUGUCUGUUUUUAUUUUCGAGAAGCCCCGUUUUGAAGCACAGGUUUACCGCCUAUGCAAUCAAAAUGCAAGCAGCCAGAAUCCGAAGCAAAUUGUGGCGGAGUUUUACGAGCAGAUUCGUACGGAAAUCUCCAAUCUUACCAAACUAAAACACCCACAAAUCCUCACUGUGUUGGAAGUUUUGGAAGAGACCAAGCUGAAGUUUUUAUUCGCUAGCGAAGCGGUGACUGCAAAUCUAACAACACUCAAUUUGGCUGAAGAAAACCUGCUCAGCAUCCAGAAGGGGCUCUUGGAAUUGAGUAAAGGGCUCCAGUUCUUGCAUAGCCACUGCUCGAUCAUUCAUAUGAACUUGCAGCCGUCUGCUGUAUUCAUCAACACCCAGGGUGACUGGAAACUUGCUGGGUUUAAAUUCUUGCAGAAUUUGAACGAGAUGACACCGCUGGACAGAGAAAACUACUACAUCAUGAACAGUUCGUCUGCGGUAGAGUACGCAAAUCAUAAUCUCAAUUUCACGGCCCCCGAACUAAUUAUGGGCUCUUCUGGAGUACGGCUUAGCACUGCCAAUGACAUGUGGGCGCUUGGCAUGUUGAUUUACUACUUAUACAAUUCUGGCGACACUAUGAUCAACUGUUUUGAAACGAACAACUUAUCUGAUUACAAGUCUGAGUUUCGCAAGUUCGAACUGAAGUUCUACAAUCAUAGGCCAGCAGAGCUUAAGUACAUGUUCAAGGAAGUGCCGGAGUCUCUAUGGGUCAUAAUGACUCAACUUCUCGCACGAUAUCCUAACGACCGGCUUUCCAUUGACCAAUUCAUAGACUCCGAGUUUUUUGAUGGCAGCCUCAUCAAAAUGAUGUGGUUUAUUGACGAGUUUACCACAAAGUCUGCCAGUGAGAAAGUCGUAUUUCUCGAUGGACUUCUUGAUCACAGUGACUUAUUAUCACAAUUACCCAGCACAUUUCGAAACUCCAAGUUGCUCCCACUCUUGAUUGACUCGAUCAAGUCUGAAACGGCAUUUUUGCAGCUGAAAAAGCUUGACCACGAGACCGAUGCUUUUAUCAGCAAAUCCCUUUCACUUGUGUUAGCCAUAGGAGGACUGCUUUCGAACCUUUCGUUCCAGGAUAGGGUCUAUACUGAGCUUCUCAAUACCGCGAAAACACGAAAAUCAGAAAGUCCUUUCCUCAAAAUAUUUCUGAUCUCAGUGAAUAUUCGGCUUGCCGUCAUUUCCCAUACAUCUUUAUUCCUCAAAAAGCUUCUGCAAAAACAAGUCACGGAAUUGAUGAAAGAAGCAGCAACGCUUUGUGUCACGGCGUCUCGCAACGAACUCGACCAGCAGGCCGAUCAAAUCAAACUUCAAGACACUUACUUGAGUAAUCUUUCCAUGGUUGCUGAAUUGUUCGACUUUCCCUAUAUCAAAAACACCUUGUUCCCACUCAUCUGCCAGGUGUUCAAGACCACCACAAUUCUUUCGACCAAAAUACAAACCAUCAAGACUUUUGACAUGUUGAUUGACAAGAAGAUCAUCGACAAAGUCAUUGUGUCUGACCAACUCCUUCCUGUACUAGAAAACCUCAAGAGCCGUGAUAAACGAAUUGUGAGCGCGGUCAGUGCAUUCUUUGUCCGUCUUGCCACCAGCCAGCACAUUGUACUUGACUUGGACGUCUUAGUGGAUAAGGUUUUGGGUCAAUGUCUCAGGUUAAUUUUUGCUUGUCUGGAUUGCAGCAAGGGUGAAUUCAAGGACAUGUUGGGCUUGCUCCAGAAGAUUCAGGAUGUCAUUGUUCAGCAGAAAUUGGAGACACUAAGUGACGUAUCCCGAGAUCCAGCGAGGGAGAACUUCAGUACUUUGAUCAAUAGU